Messenger RNA from Stegodyphus dumicola, 1082 nucleotides. RefSeq lists its product as uncharacterized. The record is from RefSeq and is a predicted model, not a curated record. NCBI's taxonomy places the organism in Eukaryota, Metazoa, Arthropoda, Arachnida, Araneae, Eresidae.
CUCAGAUUCACUUGGUGAUGAUAUUAGGGAUCCGAGUAAGCUGAAGUUUCAACAAUGGCGAACACUUUUACUGCACUGGAAUCUCACAACCAAUGAGAUGUUUUAGCGCCUCCCAAGUAAGAAGGUAGCUCUUUUCACGCUGCAAUCCUGUCCAACUCAAGCAUUCAAUCACUUCAAGCGCUCGUCAAAGCACUGACCUUAUAGUAGCCAGAAUAAAACUUCAAACUUGCAAAUUAAUUAUCGGUAUUCAGCGGAACUUGGUUUUCCACAUGUAUAAGGUUCCCUAAUCACGUAUAAAAAUGUCUCGGAACUCUAAAACAAAGGAAACAGAAUUAACACAAUGUCUCUCAAACAAUACAAUUUCAACAAACAGGAAGAAACGCAGUGAUACGGAAUCACAUAUGGAAGUUCCAAAGAAUGCCAAGAAGCGACGCAGAGAAUCCUCAUCACCCGUAGACAUUCAGAGGAACGUCAGUAGAAAACGGAAAGAUCUAAUAAUGCCUACUAGCUCGAAAUCGAAAGUUUCUACAACCAAAAGCCCAUCUGUUCGAAAACGAGAUUUGAGGCGUCUUGGGUACUGUCCUAACUCUGGAAACAUAAGAGUAAGCAAUGUGAAGAUAAGCGACAUAAAUACGAUUCGAACGCGACGGAACACAUAUUCGCUAAUUUCGUUACCAGAGGUAAAUUAUGGAAUAAAGAAACGUGUGGUAAGAAGAAGAGGAAGGAAGAUCAGGACGAUAAAGAACGACGAAAUGAGCAGCGAAAUAAGCCAACCAGAAAGUAUGCAAGAAUCAGAGGUUGAGAACGAAACACAAUCUCAGCGUGAAAUAAGAGAAGAAAGAAGAGAGGAAAGAAGAGUUCAUCCUCUCAGUACUUGGGUGUCGAAGGCUGUGAAAGUUAUGUCGUCAUAUAUAGUAGCUUGGAUAUAGAGACAUUCUUUUAAUGAGAUUUCUUCACUCGAAGUUCCCAGUAAUGAAAACAGUUUUUCAUACGUGUAGAUUAUUCGUGAAAAUAGAUUUUAUGUAUUUUUCUUGUGAUAAUGCAAUUAUUUUAGAAAGCAAAUAAAAUUAUUACAAAUAUCA